AUGGCACUCGCAGAUAUUGACCAGUCGCCUUUCGAGCACCUGUUCGACUUAGAAAGCAUGCCCGCGUGCCCCGCCAAUGGCGACAUAGACGCGGCAGUCGAUUCGUUUCUCAAUCUCCCCGCCACAGCCUUUCCGUGGACCCCCAGCGACAACAACGCCGGGGCCCUCAAACCCGAGGCUCCAGUAGCCGCGAAUCUUGGUGGUAAGCCCGCCGGAAAGAGCGGCGGGAAGAGCGGAAAAACGAAGGCGAAAAAGGCGGCGCAGCGCGAGACGCAGAAGCAGCUGCUCGCGGCAAUCAUGGAGGCCCUCGCCGACUCAGACGACACCGACGAGCCGUCCUCGCCAGAAUCCCCCGUCGCCCCUUCCCCCGCCUCAGCAAAGUGCGCCAAGCAGGCUCCCGGCGACGUCGCGUCGUCCCGCCGGUUACCGCAAUUGGACAGUCUGAGCAACAGCAGCCCCGCGAGCAGUGGUAACCCGUCUUCCGCGCUUCUCGAUUCGUUCCUGGGCCAGCUGCCGCAAGUGGAUAUGCACCUCGAUGCGAUCAUCGCCGCACUUGACGGGCCGGCAGCCGACGCGGCGCAGCCGGCGGCGGGUCAGACGGGGAGCAGCAGCGCAGCGGUGGCGCAGCUGCGGGCUCGCAAUAACGAAGCAGAAAGGGUGCUUAUGCGCAGCAGCAGCACCAGCAGUGUGGACAGCUCUGUCGCGGAAGCCGCCGCUGCCGCCGCCGCCGCGCUGGCCGCAGGGUCGCGGAAGCGCAAGGCGUCGGAGAGCGAGGUGGUUUCCCCCGCAGCGGCUGUUGCCCCUAGCGCAGCCGUGGGCAGUAACGAGGCGGAGGUUUCUCGCCAAAUGCGCCGCGCGCUUGGCGCUGCCAUCCUAAGCAGCGGACCGUGCCCCGCACCCGCUGCUUUUCCCGCUCCCGCGCCUCCCCCGGCCGCGCUGCCAGUGGUUAGUCACGCCUAUCCCCUCGGAAGGACCGUCGGCCAUCACGGUCCGCUGCAGAUGCCGAUUCGUCUGCCCACCGCUCCUUCCGUCGCGCCUGGGCCACUAGCUAUCCCCGCGCCUGACGCAGCAGCUUGCAUGAACAAUGACAACUCAGAUGAUGACAUGGCGGGUUUUGGCGGGAGUCCCGCGUGCGGAGGCGUCAAUGGUGCAGCGGAUGAUGGGGAUGAUUGGAUGCCGCGCAGCCGCGGGCGCAAGGACCGGCAGGUGGCGGGCGGGCGCAUUAAGGCGCGGAGCAUGGCGGAGAGGCAGAGGCGGGAGAGGAUCAGCGAGGGUCUGCAGAAGCUGCGCAUGGUAGUGCGCGGGCACGGGGACACGGCCACGAUGCUUGAUAAUGCCGUCGCGUACGUGGACGCGUUGCAGCGCAGACUGUGUUUGCCUCUUUCGCCUAUCACUAUGGAAUCAGCACCGCAUCUGAUACUACCCGACGCUGAUGAAUUCGUGCGCGCUCCACACGCCGCAAACGGUGCAUUGCCGUUUGCCCCGAAGCUCAACAACGUGGAUGGCGCCGUCGAGGACGGCGACAUUCACGCCGCAAUUAACUCGUUUCUCGCUAUUCCCAACAGCUUCUGGGACUCAUCACUCCCGCCUUUUCUGGCGGCAGAACCUUCGCCAACCAAUGAAAGCGCGGAGGCCGCUGGAGACGCUCUCAGAGGCGCGGCGGACGAAAGCGGAAGCAAGCGGCGCAGCGACACGGCUGCUAGCGCUCAAACGGAUGAUAACGCGAUUUGCAUUGGCGACGCGAAAGAUGCGAAUGCGACGGCGAUGAAGCAAAUUUCGGACGAUAUAAAGCGAGAGGCCGCGGAACUGCUGCGACGGAACGACGCUGACUCCGAGUUGCUCAAGCUUCGGGCGCUCGAGCGGCCUCCGGCACCCGGCGGCAGCAACGCGAAGAAGCAGAAGCAUCAUCAGCAGCGGCGGCACAAGGCGCAGCAGAACGUCAAGAUCCUGUCGGCGCUGAUGACGGCGCUCGCCUCGCUCGACCAGUGCUCCUCCGUGGGCUCUGCGGACGACGAAUCCGCACCCAACACGCCCUCCCCCAAACGGCGGAAGGCGGCGUGCGGAAAGACCGCCUUGGCGGCCUCCGCUGACGCACACGGCGGGAGUGGCAAUGCGGCGGAGGCCCCUGCGAAGACAGAGGGGCGGCCGUCGUCGUCUGAGGCUCCGCGUGUGCGUGGGCAGUCGGCGCGGAAUGGCAAUGCGAACGAGGCCAGCGCGGCGGCACACGGCAAGAUCUUCGCGGGGACGGGACGCGGAGCGAGGAGCAAGGUAGCAUCGCUACCGGGGCUCACCUGGCAAGAAGGAGAGCGAGUUCCCGUUCGAGACUUGCCGCGAGGCUUGGUGCAAGGGACGAUGCACGUGGAGGAAGAACAUAACGCAUGGAGCGCCAAGGACGAGAUCCCGAAAACGCCAGGGAAUCCACCACGAGUUGGCACCGGCAGGAGCCUCCUGGACGCGUUUCUUGCGGACCUGCCCGAGAUUGACGGGCAUCUGGACGCUGUUAUGACUUCCCUGUGCUCUGAAUCUGCUACGACUGGGUGCACGGGAGGUGCUUCGAAGGACAAUGCUGCUUGCGCGGGUGUGGAUGGCGCAUUCUUGCAGCCUUCCUCGCACCUCUCUCCGCCCAAGACUCCUGUGCUCAGCCACGCGCCAGGGUUUGCGCAUGCGCAUGAGAAACCUCUGCCUGUUGAUGAGACGUGCAAUAACGAGGAUGAAGGCGAUGAUGAGGACGACAGGCUGAGCACCAGCAGCAUUGACAGCGAGGAUGCAGCGGCUGCUGCAGCGGCGGCGACAGCUCUGGCCAUGCGAACGCGGACAAGAGUGGCGGAGGAGAAUCAUGCGCCUGAAACGAAAGCAGGUGCUCCGUAUCCGGACAAUGUGGCUCGGAUGAAGCGCGGGGCAGGGCAGCGACCUCCUCCUCUGACGCUGCCUGGUGCUCUAGAACCUGUUUGUAAUGGUUCCCCAUCGUCUCUCGGCAGUCCGUUUAACCAAAUAAAAGCGAGCACACCUGGUAACGGAGACUCGCCACGAUUCACGGCUUUUGGAUUUGGGGCGCCAUUCCUCUCUCCGAAGUAUGGUGCUGUGGGGGGGAAUGAUGCAGACGACUGGAUGCCGCGCAGCCGCGGACGCAAGGACCCGCAGGUGGUGGGCGGGCGCAUCAAGGCGCGGAGCAUGGCGGAGAGGCAGAGGCGGGAGAGGAUCAGCGAGGGGCUGCAGAAGCUGCGAAUGACGGUGCGCGGGCAUGGGGACACGGCCACCAUGCUUGAUAAUGCUGUUGCUUACGUGCAGGCGCUGCAGAAUAGAGUGAGCACACUCGAGACCACCAUGCUGCUGCACAAGGCAUCGUGCAAGAUGAAUGAAGAUGGGUUUGACAUUGCCAACAAUCGAGAGGCUCAUCCCACGGUUCCCAACAUCGCUCGUUCACCUGCGGCUUCUAAUUAUGUUGCCUCCGUUCGUCCCCCAUCCGCCGCGACUCCGCCAUGCACUGCGCCUCCGCCAUCCGCCGCGACUCCCCCAUCCGCUGCGACUCCGCCACCCGCCGCGAAUCCACCGUCUAAGGCGACUCCCCCGGGAGCCACCGUGAUCGAUCUCACUCGCACGUCGUCUUCGCGUCUCGUCGCACGCGUGUCGCAUCUGCACACGAUGCUGCGACGAGCUGUCGCGUGGCAGUCGCAGCAGCAGCAGGUUUUGCUUCGGAAGCAAAGCCAGGAGGAUCCGACAGCAGCGGCGGAUGCGACAGCAGCAGCAGCUGCGGCGACGGCGUUAUGGAAGUCGCCGGGAGGUCGAGAGGCGGCAAGCACUCUGAGCAAGACGCUGCUUGACGUGUCCAGGACCCUGGACGUGGCACUGGCGACAGAGCAGCGACCGGAGGGCAAGGAGGGGGACCUGAUCGAUGCAGUGAAGAUGGCCUGUCUCCUCAACACUGUCCCAUCUGUUCGCCCCGCUGUCACCGUCCUGCUGCUCUCUGUCAAGGCAGCAACGGCUGCUGGGUGGUUCUCAGAAGACCAGCAAACAAGCAUUCGAGGUUUCUGUGAUAAUGCUCUGAAGCCUUAUUCCUCCUCUCUCGCCCCUCGCCCCGCCUCUCUCUCUGGUUGGCUGGACGAAGCUCCAGGUCAGCCCCAUGCUGACGUGGCAGCUGAGGAGCAGAGGUUGCUUAGCAGGGAGGUAGAUCUGGGGGAGGUGCUGCAUGGCGUGGCAGGGUGGGCCGAGGAAGAAGGGAGGGAGAACGGGGAGAGAGGGGAAAGGGGAAGACAAAGGGAGACGCCAGGGAAUGCACAGGAGAUUGAAGGUGGUGGUGGGGGCAGGGUGCUAGUGGGGAUACGAAGAGGGGGAGAAGGGAGGGCAGAGGGAUAUUUCUGUGCGAGCGAGGGUGUUGGUGGUGGCACUGGUGGGAAGGGGAGUGCAGAUGUGAGUGGUGCCCUGCCUCUCACCACUGACCUUCUUCUGGAGCUCGUUGUGAAGAGAUUCCUCCCUAGUAUGAAAGUUGUUGAGGUCUGCACAGCGCUCACUGUACAGGUAAUAGCCAAGCCUCUGCCUAGCUUCGGGAAUGUGUUGUGUUCCUUGUCUGCUUCCUCCCAUGCUCUCUUGUCUGCUUCCUCCCAUGCUCUCUUGUCUACUCCCUCCAAUGCUCCCUUGUCUGCUCCCUCCCAUGCAAUCCUGUCUGCUCCCUCCAAUGAUGCUGCCUUCGUCCCCCCCUCCUGCAUCGCCCCUCAUUUCCCCCUCCCUGCCCCUCAUUUCCCCUUCUUCGCCCUUCAUGCCCCGCUCCCCACCCCCCAUUCCCCCCUCCCUCCAGCCUUCCAUGCUCUCACUCACCACUUCCUCGUCUCGCACCAUCCCAAGCCAGGCAUUGAGGCGCCUCAAAAGUCCUCACAACCAGGCUUCCAUGUUCUCACUCACGACUUCCUCGUCUCGCACCAUCCCAAGCCGCAGCAGAAACUGCGCUUCUUCUCCAUCCGAGCAGACUUUGUCAACUCUGCUGCCACCCUCGUCUCGCCGCCCCAAGUCAGUAUACUGCUGAACGCCAAGGAGGUCCCCAACAGAACAGCCAUCGACCAGGACCGUUCCCCGCUGGUACCUUCUGACGUCAUCAAGCUUCUGAGGCUCGGAGUGAACAUCUUGAACCUCAUUGGCCGUCUCUCAGUGCCCUACAUUUUCGUGGUGGCUGUGAUGGCACCCACCCCCCUUACCCCACCCUCCAUGCUCAAGCCCCACCCCUCUCAACUCAAGCCAACUCCCCACUCCUCUCAACCGUCCCAAGCCUCUCAACCCACUGCAAGCUGUCUUUCACAUGCUGCCUCUGCCAGCAGCCUUUCUACGCACACACACACAACUCCCUCUGGAGAAACCUCAAACGGUUUGCCGGACCGUGCAUUGACAGCGGAGGGGGAGAGGAGCGGUGACAGGGGGCAAGGAGAGCAGCCGCAGGGGCAGGCCCAGCAGCAGCAGCAGGGGCAAGAGGAGGAGGAGGAGGAGGAGUUGCUGGAGGGACCAGUUCGAGUGUCACUCUUGUGUCCAAUCAGUUGGUCUCGUAUGAAAGUGCCUGUGAGGGACCGAGCGUGCUCCCACCAUCAGUGCUGCGACUACAGCAGUGUGAUGGCAAUCAACGAGCAAAAGCCCAUGUGGAAGUGCCCCACAUGCCGUGCUGACAUCAGCGCCACGUCACUCUGUCUCGACACGCGCAUGAUGCAGGUUCUUUCUCAGAGCACUGCCAGCAUUGAUCAAACUGAUGUGCUGCUCUUUCCGGAUGGUUCCUGGCAGCUUCUACCCCAGGGUGGGGGCUUCUCACCCUCCCCGGCCUCCCCUCCCUCCAAGCGACGCCGGCUCGAUGCUGCUGCACCUGCUGCUGUGCUCCCAUCCCCCGCUCCUGCUGCUACAGCGCCACCAGCUGCUGAUACAGCACCAUCAUCUGCUGAUGCAACACCUUCACGUGCUGAUGCAACACCUUCACGUGCUGAUGCAACACCUUCACGUGCUGAUGCAACACCUUCACGUGCUGAUGCAACACCUUCACGUGCUGCUACAGUGGCAACAGGUGGAGCAGCAAGGGAAGUGGAGGGAUCAGGGGCUGUGGAGGAGCAAGGAGAAGGCAUUAUCGACCUGACUGAUGUUGGUGAUGAUGCCUUGGUUGGGGGUACCUGGGGGGCUGGGGGUGAUGUGAAGCCGUGGGUGGGUAUCGUACAAGGUCAGGCACUUCAUGUGGGAGAGGCAGCAGGCAGAGCAGCUCACAGUGUCCUUCCCCCACUCCCACACCAAGUGCAGCCUCGUGCGCCUGGACCUUCGAGUUCUGAGGCGCCUCAAAACUCACCUUGUGUGGGAGAGGCAGCAGGCAGGGAAGCUCACAGUGUUCUACCUCCACUCCCACCCCGGAUGCACUCUCGUGCGCCUGGGCCUGCUCCUGCUUCCAUUCAUGGCCCAUCCCUUGCUGCUCCAAAUGUUGGCAUUGUAGCAGUGGCCGAAGGGACUGUAGCACCAGCCCACCGUGUGCUUCCCGCACCCCCACACCAGAUGCACCCUCAUGCGCCUGGGCCUGCUCCUGCUGCUGCUGCUGCUGCUGCUGCCGUCCAUGCCGUUGCCGUUACCCCUGCUCUCUCUCCUGCUGCUCCUCCUAUUGCCGCUCAUGCUCUCCCUCCUGUUGCCCCUGCUUCAACCCAUGGCACUGCACAUGGCAGCCCAAUCGCCCCUUCCCCAGCUUCUGCUCUGUCUGCUCCAUGUGCCUCAUAUACUCCUCAUGUGGGCAUCGCCACUGCCAAUCACUCACAAGGGAUCCCUGCACAACCUUCUGCUGCCACACCCCCUGCUGCUGCUACGACACUUCCUGCUGUUACCACCCUCCCUGCUGCUGCUGCUGCUGCUGCUGCUGCUGCACCUGCCCAGCCUGCUGCCGCACCAGUUACUGGGCCUGCAUCUCAUGGUUGUUGGAUUGCCUCUCGUCACGUCGCUAGCAUGUCAUCAGCAUUUGCGGCCACGCCGCUUCCCGCGCCUGCUGACAUGGCCUGA
This is a messenger RNA of Closterium sp. Naga37s-1, 6996 nucleotides long. Lineage: Eukaryota; Viridiplantae; Streptophyta; Zygnematophyceae; Desmidiales; Closteriaceae. The record is from the annotation of a GenBank genome assembly.